UCGGGACAAAACUGAGCUCACGCACUCCCAGAAAACCCCACCACUCUGCACGCUGUGUGGUCACUGUCCCAUGAACGACCUCUCCUCUUCCGCCUCCUCCGCCGCUCGUCGACGCUCCGACUGCAGCCCGGUGCCGGCUCCCGUUGUUUGUGUCCUUGUCCCUAUCCUUCUCGCUGGCCUCGCCGUCUCUCUUUUCAUCCUCGUCGUCGUCCACAAUGCCCUCCUCUUCAUCUUCAUUCUUCUCAUCUCCGCCCUCGCUGUCGCUUUUCUCGCCUGGAAUGCAGCUGGCUUUCGGAAGAACGCCGCUGUUCACUGUUUCGUUGAUCGAUUCCCAGUCUCCGACCUUCGCACCGCCAAGGACGGCGAGCUCGUGAAGAUCACCGGGUUUGCUUCAUGUGCGGAUAUUUCUCUAGAGGCUUCAUAUGAGAAGGUUGAACGUUGUGUCUAUACAUCAACCUUGUUGUAUGAAUGUAACCAACCUAAUUCAAAGGCAGCAAAAGCUAUCAGUCAAUGCUUUCCUUGGGAGCUUAAUCUACCUAGAGGUGAGAGGCGAAUUCUUUUAACAUGUGAAAGGUUCACUACAGACUUCUAUAUAACAGAUGCAAGGUCAGGUGUCAGGGCUUUGGUGAAAGCGGGCAACAAUUCCAAAGUGUUUCCUCUGGUUUAUGAGAACACACUCAUCAAAACAGCAAGCUUAAAUAGAGAGUUAUCCCUGACCCUAAAGAAUUGGUUAGAUGAGAGGCAUCUUUCUGCCGAAGCACGUCUAUUACGUCUGGAAGAAGGGUAUAUCAAGGAAGGCAGUUCUCUGACAGUUAUGGGAACUUUGAAUCGGAAGAGUGGUGCACUUGUGAUAGUUCCACCUUCUGAACCUCUCUCAACUGGUUGCCUAUUUCAAAAGUUUCUCCUUCCUGUCGUUUUUGAUGGAUUGGUUAUAAGAUUUUCUGAACAGAGUAGCUCUGGAGCUAACCUUAUACUUUCUUGAAGUUCAUUAAAUGAGCUGGUGGAAGGUGAUGGCGCACAAGAUUGCUGGUUGGUGAUUUAGGCAAAGAAGCAAGAUCUGUCUCAUGCUAUGACUGCGUACAUGCGGCCAAAAUCUACUGUGCAUAGAUGGAAGCCCUGUGCUCCAA
This is a messenger RNA of Dioscorea cayenensis subsp. rotundata (Guinea yam), 1127 nucleotides long. RefSeq lists its product as uncharacterized. The record is from RefSeq and is a predicted model, not a curated record. Bases 71 to 982 code for a protein of 303 amino acids. Lineage: Eukaryota; Viridiplantae; Streptophyta; Magnoliopsida; Dioscoreales; Dioscoreaceae. The transcript is spliced from 5 exons.